CUGCUAUUGGAGCUGCCGGAUGUCAGAUUUAUCUCCCAGCUCAGAAUACCGCACUGCCAAGGAGGCAUGAAAACUGAUAACGAAAACUGGGAUAUAACGCUGGUGAUACGGAAGAAAACGGGGACGCACUCUGUUAUGCUGCGAUCUAGUCAGAAUGAGUCAGCAUCAGACCUACGUAAAGCUCAAUGAGGAGAAACUCAUACCAAAGUCGGACAUCUUGUCACUGCUGAAGACGUACAACUGUUACCAUGAAGGGAAAAACUUCCAGCUGAGGACUCGUGAGGAGGAUGGGGAGUUUAUUCUUGAAGGGCUGCUAAAUAUCUACUGGGGCCUACGCCGACCAAUAAGACUUCAGAUGUAUGAUGACAAUGAAAGAUUUCGUCUCAGCAGCAGAUUUACCGUGGCGAAGCAGGUGUCAGCAGAGUCUAACAAUAACUCCCUGAGCCGAGAAACUGGACCAGCAGGUGGUGAGGGUAGUCAGGAGGAGGAGGACUCACCUCAGCUACUCAGGACCAGGAGUGAUGCUUCCUUCAUGCGGGUUCAGAGGAGGUCAAACACACACACUGCCAGAGACCUGCAGCGCUUGCGCACACAUAGGUUCUCAAUCAACGGUCACUUCUACAACCAUAAGACAUCUGUAUUUACUCCUGCCUAUGGCUCGGUCACUAAUGUAAGAGUAAACAGCACCAUGACAACCGAACAAGUCCUGAACCUACUGCUACACAAGUUUAGGGUUGAGAAUAAAGCUGAAGAGUUUGUCCUUUACAUGGUGCAUGAGUCUGGCGAGAGGACCCGACUGAGGGAUGGUGAAUACCCACUGGUGAUGCGUGUGCUUUAUGGACCCUGUGAGAAAAUUUCCAAGAUCUUUAUCACAGAGGCCGACCUGGGAGAGGAAGUCACAUAUGAUGUUGCCCAGUACAUAAAGUUUGAGAUCCCCGUUUUAGACAGCUUUGUAGAGAAACUUAAAGAAGAAGAGGAACGCGAGAUAAUCAAACUGACCAAAAAGUACAGCGCCCUGAGAUCUAUGAUUCUACAUCAGCUUGAAAACAGAGCUCAUUCCGGUGACAGAGUAUGAUUGUUUCUGUAGGCUUGUUCUGAUGUGUAAUGGGAAUGGGUGGGUGUGGGUGGGUGCAACACUAAUGAUUGUCGUUUUACUGUGGGAAUAUUUCUAAAUACUGUAGUGAAUGUAGAGGUAAAGGAGAAAAGGUGCUUCACCACUUUGUACCAUCUGUUCUGUCAAUAUUUUUACAAUUAAGUGCAUCACUGUUUUGAUAUAUUCUAUUAAUAUAUUCACAUUUUGUAUGAAAAUCUUUACUGCACAUAUGGAUAUUUAUACUGAAGGGUUUUGGUAAUGUUUUUUCUCACUUGGACCUUUUUAUCUAAUAAAUCAGCUUUAGUGUUGUCCUUUAAAAA
Molecule: messenger RNA, 1413 nt
Organism: Archocentrus centrarchus (flier cichlid)
Lineage: Eukaryota; Metazoa; Chordata; Actinopteri; Cichliformes; Cichlidae
Gene: rassf4a
Product: Ras association domain family member 4a
Exons: 11
Coding region: 155-1075 (306 amino acids)
Biological process (GO): signal transduction
Source: RefSeq, a predicted model, not a curated record